This is a messenger RNA of Rotaria sp. Silwood1, 765 nucleotides long. The record is from the annotation of a GenBank genome assembly. NCBI's taxonomy places the organism in Eukaryota, Metazoa, Rotifera, Eurotatoria, Philodinida, Philodinidae.
AUGAAUCUUAUGAAUCUUGGCCGUGAACAAUUGGAAAAUGGCAAAUUGGACGAUAUGCUUCGACAAGUGGGUAUUAAUGAUGUUGGUACAUUUGUAAAUCAAUUUCGAAAUAAGGUUAAUCAAGAAACUGCUCCAGAAAGCAAUGUUAAUAAUGCAAGUGGUCGACAAGCAGCCGGUGGUCAACAAACUGAUUUCAUAUCAAUGGGAUCAUCAUUUCUCAAUCAGUUCGGUGGUGGAAGUAGCAAAGGGCAAAGCAAAGGUUCUGGAGAUUUACUCAGUGGAGCCAUGAAUGCUUACAAAAUGUUUUCGGGUAACAAAGGUAGUAGUGGAGGAGAAGGGCAAAGUGCUAGUGGUGGUGGUGGUGGUGGUGGUGGUGGUGGUGGUAAUUCGGCUGAUAUGAUUAACAAUGCAAUGAAAGUUUAUAAAACGUUUUCAGGUGGCAAAGGGCCUAGCAGUAGUGGCACUAGCGGUGGAGGCAAUAUUUUUGAUACUAUUGGUACCACUUAUGAGAAUGCUCAACAAUUACAAAGUUUGCUUAAAGCAUUAGAUAAAAAUGGUGAUGGUAAAAUUACUAUUGAAGAUAUUCAACUUCUUCUUCAAGGAUUAGGACUUGGUUCUGUUUCACCACAUUUAUCAAAAGCUUUAUUUAAAGCUAUUGAUAAAAAUGGUAAUGGUACACUUGAUUUGACAGAUGUUAUGGCUUUAGCAGCUAUAGUUAGUAAGCUUAACAGUCGAUUUGGUUCAGGUGCAAAUCAACAAGUUUGA